AUGUCCUCCCGAGGCCCCCUCGACCGUCCCCAAGGAUCCGAGUAGUCUCGCCCUAGCGCGACCAGACCCGAACAGGCCCGACCAGGCCCGGAAAGGCCCGACCGACGCUCGCCCGCAUCCACGGGGGAAUAGCUCCGGCACCUUCCGGCCCGCUCUCGCCCAUGCCGGCGAGAGGACUCGAGGAGGAACCCUAGACUGAACUCUCAGGCUGCCGACCGUCCACGAUGGGAUGCAACACCAGCAAGGAGAGCGUCCAGCCGGCCGCCGAGGAGGCCAAGGAGGACGCCAAGAAUGGCGAUAUCCCGAAGUCCUCCGAAGACGAGGCGACCAAGGCCGGCACCAAGGAGGACCAGAAGAAAUCCGACGACGCAGAGCGGAGAGACGGAGAGGAGUCUUCGGCCGAGGAUAAGGACCAGAAGGACAAGGACAAGGACGAGGCUGCCACUAGAAUACAGGCGGCAUUUCGCGGCCACCACGCUCGAAAGAGCAUCAAGGAGACCGAGAACUCGAUAAACCAGUCCGGGACCAAAUCCGACACCGAGCCGACCAAGGAGCAGCUCCAGGAGGAGUUCCGCGCCGACGACAAGGAGCUCUGCGACGCGGCGACGAAGAUCCAGGCCUCUUUCCGUGGACACAUGUCGAGGAAGGAGCAGCAAGCCGCGGCGGCUAUCGACGAGGCCGCGGGCCAACUCGCCGAUAAGGCGACCGCCAAGAUGCAGGAGAAGGUGGAUAACGCCGUGAACGAGCUGGAGGGCAUAGACCUGUCGGACCCCGACCUGCACAAGGCCGCGACGAAGAUCCAGGCGAGCUUCCGGGGGCAUAAAGUUCGCCAGGAGGUGACCACAGUCCCAGGAUCGGAGACCAAGAAUUAGACGGGAGGUGGCGGAAGGGCGGCGCGAUCGAACCUAAUUCAAUCGAGGACUCUAUCGACCCGGGACGUGGGGAUGAUUCGUUUAGAGGGAUGCAGGACGGGAUCGAGAUGUCGUUGAAUUCAUUUUCCUUUUUGCCCUCGAGAUUCUUUCGGCCGAAAAACACCGAGGCCGGGCUCGUAGCGAAGACCGGCUGACGUUUUCUCGAAGGCGAACCGAGCGGGGGUGUUCGAAAUUUUGGAACUACGAACGACUUUCGAACAUCCCGUUCCUCCAAGGCGUUGGCUCGAUUCGGCCGCGGGUAGCGGGAAAACGUCGAGAGGUCUUCGACUGCGGGACCCGGCUCGGGAAUUAGUUGCCUCGUGGAUUAGUUGCUCGGGAAUUAAGUGCACCGAAACGGAGAUAGCACCGCAAGACACGUGUAUUCUCGUUUAACCUCCCGACGACGGACGGUCGUCCGCACAAAGUUUUACAAGCUAUUCAACUUCAACGCUAUACAUUUUCGAGAGUGUAGGCAGUGAACCCUGAUCACCAGUUGUAAGGAUUCUGUCUGACAUCGACCCCUUCCCGGGAACGCAUACAUGAAUCGGGCAUAAACCAUCGGCGAAGUCCCACGGAAAAAAAAUCGUAAUAUAUAUACAUCAACGAGGUUAAUUCAUUAAUCGCUCCUAGAGGGCCGGAUUUAAGCGACGCGGAGUCAUGCGCGAAACUGUACGAAUUUAUAUUUCCGUGAAAUUAUCGACGAGUCGACUCGUCACCCAAAAUGAUCCGUUCGUCUAAAAAUGUACCGUACACGUAUGCCACGUAUAAACGCAUUCCCUCCUCGCCAGUUGCCGGGAGAUUCCUCGAGUCCGGAAGGCAGCUUUGUCUGAAGACAUCCGAUAGGCGCGAGGCAACUGUGGAAAAAUAAAUUUGGGGAAAAUCAAAGAACGGUCCCACCAACGUCGAGGCGGGACCAAGGCUCGCCGUGGUCUCGGUCGUCGGAUCGUCCGGAAGCUGGAACGACUCGACGACCGAGACACCGGAAACUCUCGAUAAUCAUCUGAAAGUUCUGGUUCUACCAGCUGUUCUUUUUGAAUCUAUUUAAAGGGAUACAAAAGAAAAAAGGAUCUCUUACCCUUUCGAAUCCGAGGUUAAGCGUUGUCAAGAGCUUCGACUUUACGACGUUCCGAUAAAUAGGUCUUCGGACGUUCUCUCAAAUACUUCGCGCGCUACACCUAGAAACGAUUACUUAGUAAUUAACCAGCCAAGAGCAUGCUCUAAAGCGGUCGCAUUUAACCGAUAGACGUAACGAGGCAUUUCGCAUUGAUCGGUAACCGUGGGAGCUCGUUCCACCGCGUAAACGAUAAUUCCCUUAUUUUUCAACGACAAGAUGCAUAUAUAUUUUUCUGCGUUAGGAUUCCACGGUAAACGAGCAAUUCCUAAGCUCGAAUCGCGAUCGCCGGAGUCAUCCUGGUCGAGCUGCGAGUUUACACGAGUCGUGUCUUUCUCCAUUUCGUCCUAGUCCCUUUGUUUGCGAAGAUUCGUUGUAGGUAUUGUUUUUAGCAGGCCUAAAAACUUUACGCGAUAUAUUGCUCUCACCUUCGUUAUCGAUUAUCGUCAAUAUCCCUUUUAUUACCUAUUAUCGAUAUUAUUGUUGCCUUCAUAUUCGCCGUGUUGUCACCAAUUUGUUCUCCACGGUCGUUCACGUGUAAGCUGCAUUUCGCCGUGUUGUCGCCAAUUUGUUCUCCACGGUUGUUCACGUGUAAGCUGCAUUUCGCCCCCUCGAGAGCACAACGUACCACGGGUCGACCUGGCGCACUUGCAGCCGCUGGAAACUGCGAAAGGUUAUUAUCGAUAUUAGGAAAUGAACAAGCGACGUUUCGACUCGACAACGUACGAGCAAAUGCCAUUUCGGGUGUAGCCGUUUGCGAGAUGUAAACCCAACUUGUCGACAGAUCGAUCCAUACUCGAAACCGAAUUCGAAGUAGAGAGCGAGGUGUUAUAACCGUUUAUUUUCAGAUUACUUUGGAUCAUUUUGCAGACCGGGUUCGGAAUGGAGGGUGAGCUGGAUCAGCCAUUAAGACGGAUCCAUUUUCGCAGCUUUAGUGUCGGUACCUUAGCGUACCUACUUUCCCCUAUUCCUUGCCGUACAAUCAACACCCUUUGUGACAUCCGUUGACGGGAUGCAAAUGUCCAAAACUAAUUCCAACGCAAUCCUUUUUCUAUUCCGAAACUGAUCGACCUCGUAAAUUGACCAUUAAUUAACUCAACGAGUUUCACCGAAGAGCUAACACAUCCGUUGCGUACAAUUCCCUCGAAUGUCCCACACGGUACAUCGAAUUUCACGUAAUGUUUAAUUAAUCGCCACCUCAUGAUUGAAUAAUUUAUCGUGCGUGUCGUACCCCUGUACACAUUGCUAUCGAUCUCGGAUGGUAACGCGUCCGCAAAACUGACGUGGCCCGAUCGCACACUAUUAUUCUGGAGUUUCGCGUUAACGUCUUUGUCUAUUCAUCAUUUUCUCGCCGGUUUUCGACGGUGUCGACGUUGUCGAGGAUACCUGCAGUUUGUUUGCUCGUACGUUUCACACGAUGUAUAACGAGUCCCGUGCGAUAUUUCGUUACACGUGACGUGCAGCGGCGCGCCUAUGUAAAUUAUCGCACGCAGCACGUCGCCGUGUACAUACAUUUUCGCUGUACCGCAACUACGGCCCUGCUGUAUGCGCGCUGUAAACCGGGACCGCGAUAUCACGGAGAACUUUAAUUUCGCCGUAAAAUCUCCUGGGCCUUCGAUAUUCGUUACCUUCGACCGACCCCACAGUGCGCAGCUCCUCUGUUCCUUCCCUUCGUUUCUUUCCUUUCUAUUAAAAAAUGAUGAAUUCCGUUCCGCUCCACACGUAGUCCCGAAUAUGAAUAUUAAUUAUUUAUUCUCCAUGUUGAUUUCUCCGGGCAUGUUCCUCUGGCUCCUUUUUUGUACCGACCAUGAUAUUGGUUGCCUCGCGUGUAUCCUGAAGAAAGGAGAAAAUGUACCAACCACGGAAUAAAUUAGAUUAUAUGUGCCCAAGGGACUUUACCGCAAUGCGCAUUAGCGUCGUACAUACGUAUUUAGGGGUGUACAUAUGCGACAGUUUUUUUUUCCUCUUCAAGACCUCUCCAGCCACACGUUUUACGACGAUCGCUCUGCAUUCCGAAGUUAUUAUGUAGAUAUAUUCGAAAAUAAGCUUGUAGACUUUUGGAGUACGACCGCCUCGCGGGCGGAAAUCGUGCGGCGGAUAGCGGACCUGUGGACAUAUUUUAUCCUCCUUUAUUUAAUUUCCCCUUAGACAUUUAUCGAAUAAUGAAUUGGCUAGUGAUUACGCCUCUACUGUAAGGAUAACGGCUAAUUUAUCGGCAGCUAGUUACUAAUUUCUGCGGUUCGUAGUUGGCCGAUUAUUGAUUAACAAUCUCAUUUGUAAGUGCAUUACUUUCUCACGGUUCGGCUCUUUACGAUAACGACUACGUCAUAAGUAUAAGAACACUUGUAACCUCUAUUGCGCGGUCGGUCAUACCGAGAAGUAUAAAAUCCGAGGUCGGCACAAUGUCUCGCGAUCAAUCAAUACAACUUUAAUGGUGCGUUUAUUGAUAAUCAAUGUUUCCAAUUUAGCAGGUACCUCGCAAUCUACUUCUACUUGUGACUGUAGUUAAUAAACAGUUACCAACUGCGGACGUCAUCUGGAAUUGGUACAUCAUCCUGAAAGUGCGGUAUUACGUGAGAAUUCGUGUCACCUUCGAUAACGUAACGUUAAUGGACCUUACCUUACGUCAGUCGAUCCGUAAAGAACGUCGGCAACCCGCAAACGUCGCGAGAACUUCGAAAAUACGCCGGAUUUCGUAUUUGAUCCAUUUGCAGCUUUUUAAGCAUGAAAAGGGGAGAGCAUAAGUUAGAGCAGGGAUGCUCGGGGAAUGCAUUUCGAUGUUCCUCAAAGAGAAACGGAGCGAGAUGGUCUAGCGUUCCGAGCAUUUGGGCAAACGCAUUUCUCCCGUAUAAGCAAGCAGUUUCUCCGAUAAGAAAUCCUUAACAAUCCAACCGUAGUAUAUUUAGUCACGCACGAGGUGCCGAGACGUCAUAUUAUAAGGGCGUAAGAAAUAAUUGUACCUUUAAACGAGCAGUAUCGUGUAUGUAUUCCGUUUGUUUAAAAUAAAUGCCAUCUAAACCUACCA
This is a messenger RNA of Orussus abietinus, 5047 nucleotides long. RefSeq names its product HIRA-interacting protein 3 (gene igl). The coding region runs from base 225 to 872 and encodes 215 amino acids. The record is from RefSeq and is a predicted model, not a curated record. Gene Ontology annotation, molecular function: calmodulin binding. The transcript is spliced from 4 exons. NCBI's taxonomy places the organism in Eukaryota, Metazoa, Arthropoda, Insecta, Hymenoptera, Orussidae.